Molecule: messenger RNA, 1418 nt
Organism: Zophobas morio
Lineage: Eukaryota; Metazoa; Arthropoda; Insecta; Coleoptera; Tenebrionidae
Exons: 6
Coding region: 168-1235 (355 amino acids)
Biological process (GO): positive regulation of protein autophosphorylation; positive regulation of cell population proliferation
Cellular component (GO): membrane
Molecular function (GO): growth factor receptor binding; growth factor activity
Source: RefSeq, a predicted model, not a curated record
GUGAAACCCAUGUCUUACCCAAUCACCUUCGCAAAUCUAUUAAAACGAAACUUGCCUUGACCAUCAGUUCCAAGCCGACCAUCGACAAGUAGAGUCGCACUUCUUUGCGUUAACAAUAAUUAUAAUUAGACUCUUCACGCUUGAACUACUACUUAGUGUCAGCAAGAAUGUGCGUAAAGUUUAUUAGCGUAGUAGUGCUAUACUGUUGGCUUCACCUAUCGGUAGCUGCCCCUGAUGGAAAAUACAAAAGUGAUGCAGAAAAUCUGAACACGGACAAGGCAGAUAUUGCAUUCCCAGAUGAUCUCGAUAUAAGAAAAUUUCCAAAGCAAAAUUUGAUGUUCCACCAUCACCACCAUCAUCCCGAUUUUCAUCAUCACCAUCACCCCGAUUUUCAUCCGUUUUAUGAGGAAUCGGAUGAGAGUGAAGAAGAAAUAUCCGAUGAGAUGUUCUGGGGACAGGAAUCCCGUAAUGUUUCGAUGCAGAUUCCAUUGGAUUAUAUUCAAGACCUUAAUCGGUACAACCUGACCGAUUUGCUUUUGAACUUUGUCGAAGGUGAAGCGGACAAGCCAUUUGUAACAAACAGUGGAGGCGAAGCAGAGAGGCCAUUUAUAGCAAGUCGAUUUGGGACUGAUGAUGAUGACCAAAUUGAAAAGAGUCCCUCUGUGGAAAUGGCCAAAGGGGCAGAAUGUAUGCCAGAACUGCAAACAGUAAACAUUGUAUCAACUGAUGAUCCAACCAUUUUGUAUAUUCCGCAAUGUACGCGAAUUGAGAGGUGUGGGGGUUGUUGCAAACAUGAUCUUUUGUCUUGUCAACCAACCAAGAUAGACAACGUCCCUUUCAAGGUUUACAAAACUCAGUACACAGGAGAGAAGAAACUGAAAUUUUUGGGAGCUGAGCUUAAAUUAGUUGAGAAACACACCAAAUGUAAAUGCCAGUGCCGCGUACAAGCAGAGAACUGCAGCAAAUUUCAAGAGUACCGAGAAUCUGAAUGUCGUUGUGCAUGUAAGAACCAUGAUGAGAAGAAAAAGUGUCACAAAAUGAAUGACACAAAAUUAUGGAAUCCUGAACUAUGUACAUGUCAAUGUAGAGAGACUAUACAGUGUUCCACUGGAUCAUACUUUGAUCAAAAUGACUGCAGAUGUUUAGCUUUGCCUUUAAACAGACGAGGAAAUUUUCAAAGGAGAAGCUACAGAUCUGAACCUUUACCAGUAGUGCCCCUGGAUGAAGAUUACUAAUUUAAUGCGGAAACUGCGCAUUACAACUCCUAGCAGUAAUUAAUCCAGAUUGAACAAAAAAUGUUCUCUAAUUGUGAUACUCAACUUUUAUAUUAAAGGGUUUGUUAGUGCAAUUUGUAGUGUUUGGCUCGUUUGAAUGAUAUUGUCAAUUCAAAUGAGGGAAAAUUAAAACAGUUUAAGAAA